Mucor mucedo is the source of this 2524-nucleotide messenger RNA. RefSeq names its product sulfate transporter family-domain-containing protein. Gene Ontology annotation, cellular component: membrane. Lineage: Eukaryota; Fungi; Mucoromycota; Mucoromycetes; Mucorales; Mucoraceae. The transcript is spliced from 2 exons. Gene Ontology annotation, biological process: transmembrane transport. Gene Ontology annotation, molecular function: sulfate transmembrane transporter activity. The coding region runs from base 37 to 2355 and encodes 772 amino acids. The record is from RefSeq and is a predicted model, not a curated record.
UUUUUUAAUUCUUAACAAAGAUCUUUAUAUUCAUAAAUGACUAAUCGUUCUUCUGCUCAUGCAGCAGAUAUCAUUAUUGAUUACGAAGAGGACUCUUAUAGAAAGCAAACACAAGAAUUCUUCCAUGAUUUACCCCACAAUAUCCAACAAUACAUUAUAAACUUAUUUCCUAUCGCUAGUUGGAUCCACCGUUAUAAUCUUCAAUGGCUUCUUCGUGAUUUAAUCGCUGGUGCCACUGUUGGUGUUGUCAUUGUUCCUCAAAGUAUGGGUUAUGCUAAAAUUGCUCAACUCUCUCCUCAAUACGGUCUUUACACUGCUUUUGUUGGUCUCUGUGUUUAUUGUUUAUUCGCCACAUCUAAAGAUAUUAGUAUUGGUCCCACUGCUGUUAUGUCAUUACUCGUUGGUCAAACUGUCACUCGUAUUACUUCUGUUCAUGAAGACAUCACUGGUCCUGAAAUUGCUGUUGCCUUGUCAUUAUUGACCGGUGCUAUUGCCAUGUUUAUCGGGCUUGUACGUCUUGGUAUCGUUGUCGAUUUCAUUCCCGCUCCUGCUAUUGCUGGUUUCAUGACAGGUUCAGCUAUUACUAUUUCUAUCGGUCAAUUUCCUAAGCUUUUUGGUAUCAAGACUGUCAACACACAAGAUUCAUCUUACCUUAUUUUUGGAAACUUCUUUAAACACUUGCCUGAUACCAAACUCGAUGUUGCAUUCGGUUUAAGUGCUCUUGUUUGGUUAUACGGUGUUCGCUUUGCCUGUCAAUAUCUCACUAAGCGUUAUCCCAAGUAUUCUACUACGCUCUUCUUUAUCAGUAUUAUGCGUAAUGGUGUUCUUGUUGUCUUUGCUACCUUGAUUGCAUUCUUGAUGAAUAUUGGCAAAUCUGUCUCUCCCAUUAGUAUCUUAAAGACUGUACCCCCUGGAUUCCAAGCUAUGGGUGUUCCCGCAGUCUCUACUAAUCUUGUAUCUGCUGUUGCUAGUUCUUUACCUUCUGGUGUUGUUAUUUUAAUUCUUGAGCAUGUUGCUAUUUCCAAGUCUUUCGGUCGUAUUAACGAUUAUACUAUUGACCCCAAUCAAGAAAUUAUCGCUAUUGGUUUUACUAACAUUUGGGCUUCUUUCUUCGGUGCUUAUCCUUCCACUGGUUCUUUCUCCCGUACUGCUAUUAAAGCCAGAUCCGGUGUUAAGACCCCCAUUGCCGGUAUCUUUUCUGCUAUUAUUGUUUUAUUAGCUCUUUAUGCUUUAACCCCUGCUUUUUACUUCAUUCCCGAUGCCACACUUGCUGCUGUUGUCAUUCAUGCUGUUGCCGAUCUUGUCUCUGGACCAUCCUACAUUAAACGUCUUGCCAAAAUCUCUCUUUGGGAGCUUUUUGUCUUUGUAGCUGGUGUGAUUAUUACUUUCUUUACCACCGUCGAAUACGGUAUUUAUGCUUCUGUCGGUCUCUCUAUCGUCAUUCUUUUAGUCCGUAUUGCUCGUCCCAAAUUCUGGAGUCUCGGUCGUAUUCCUCUUUCUUCUUCCACCGGUACAAUUCAAACAUCCAACGAAAAAUCCGAUCUUAUCGAACAACAAAACUAUCUUUAUGUUCCCCAAAACCAUCCUUCUCUUGGAAAGCUCGUGGAAGAUCUCCCAGCUGGUAUCUUGAUGUGUCGUAUUGACGAGUCUUUUACCUAUCCCAACUCCAGUUAUAUUGCUGAUCGUAUCAUUGCUUACUGUAAGGAGCAUACACGUCGUGCAAACGUUGUUCUUAGCAAAGGUGAUCGUGCCUGGAACGAUGAUGCUAAUCCUGUUCGUGAUGCAGCCCGUGCCAAUCUUCCCCGUCUCCAUGCCUUGAUUAUUGAUUUCGCCUCUGUCAACCGUCUUGAUUCCAGUGGUCUCCAAGCUAUUGUGGAUGCUCAAAAUUCCUUAAACCGUUAUGCUGGACAACAUGUUGAAUUCCAUUUCUCAAACAUUCUCCAUCCUGCCAUUCGUAAGUCUCUCAUUGUCUCUGGUUUUGCUAAUCAACCUCGUGCUGGUUUUGACGAUGAGCAUGAAGCCAAUGAAAAAGAAAUUUUGCCUAUUGUUCCUGCCUCCAGAGACGGGCCUGUUCAACGCCACCAAACUAAUCACACCAGUACUUCCACUACUGGCGAUGAUAUCGAAGAAGCGGUCGAAACACAUUAUGCUCAAGAUAACAAGGAAGGCAAGACAUUUAAUUCUUCGGAUGAAGAGUCUGUUACCACUGCUCAUUCAAUUUAUCUCCCCCGUGAUCGUUAUCCUUUCUUCCAUUGGAGUGCUGAUGAAGCUGUUCGAACCGCUUCAAGAAGUAUCAUCAACCGUCCUGAAGAAAGUUCCACUGUUGCCGUCGAUCAUGCUGAACCUCAGCAUUAAAUUUCAACCUUCCACCCCACUCAUUUUUUUCUGUUCUUUACAAUCUUUUAUUAUAUCACUACUACUACUUAAUCCACUUGUACUCUAAACAAGAAAUGUACUUUUAUUCUAUACAUACAUUCACACUAUUUGCAUAUCUUAAAUAAAUCUUUAUUAUUAUUUUCAAUUC